AUGGCUACGGCUACAUCCAAUCAAAAGCUCGAUUAUCCGAUAAUCGUUCGAAAAUUUAUGCAUCCUAGCUUUUUGGAUGAUAUUAUUAAGAAUGUCAGCGAUAUGUUGGAGAAAAUGAACGCUAUCGACAGAUAUUUAUUCCGUGAAUAUGCUGAUUUUAUAAGAGAUGUGAAGAGGUUUAAAGAAUCAUUAUUGAAAUUUAUUCUUGAAUCAAAAAUUCAAUUGUCUGUUCUGAAAGAUAAUUUUCAAAAAUCAAAGUAUAAACAAGCAGAUCAACGUCGAAAAUUAGAAUUUAUCAAAGAAAGAUUGGACAGAAUACAAAAAGACACAUUAUUUGGUUACUUGACUGCAUGUAAUGGAUUAAUAAAAAGAUCAAUUGAACUGCAUGAGAAAUAUGGAUCAACACUAUUUAAAGUUAAGUAUAUUGUUUUACACUUUUUGGGUUUCACAAUCGCCGGAGCAGUAGCUGGAUUCACUCUCGGUUUGGUUAUACCGUUUUUUGGACAACUUGACGCUUGUGGUGGCCCAGGGAUCGGUGCAUUGAUUGGCUUAGCUUCUGUGACAUACAAGUUUAUUGUUAACUGGAAAGAUCAAGUGAAGAAGAUUGAAGUUAUACAAGAAAAUUUAAAAGAAACACAACGUGCUUUAGAAUAUGUACUGAAAAAUAUGAGAUCAGGCUACAUAAAAUUAGGAGAGGCUAAAGAUGAACUACAGAAUCAAUCUAAGAACGACACAUUUCAAGAAAUCGAUGAUUUAGAAAAUUAUGUACUAGCAACAUUAGAUUCCUUCAAUGUGCUAGAAGAAAUUUUAUCAAAACCUCAAACUCAUGAAUAA
Rotaria sp. Silwood2 is the source of this 834-nucleotide messenger RNA. NCBI's taxonomy places the organism in Eukaryota, Metazoa, Rotifera, Eurotatoria, Philodinida, Philodinidae. The record is from the annotation of a GenBank genome assembly.